UUUGCGAGAGCUUUUGUGUGAAUAUUUUGUGAUUGUUUUGCUAUUUUUCAAGGAAAUGUGAUUCCAUGUGAUAAAUAAGCAAGCACGGUGUAAUUUGAUAUUCUGUAAUUUUAAAUGAAAUCCGGUUCGUACGUGGAGACUUAACAAAUCGAUAAAUACACUUGACUAAGUUUUGAUUGCGUUCCGAUGUUAUGAUAAAAUGGGUUUUAUUUCGUAUUUUGUGGAUAACUACACAGCAAGUUUUUACAAUAUGAUUGUGGAGUACGUGGACACGGAAUACAGUCUGUGGCUGACGUGGUUCCUCACGCCCGUCAUCGUCACCUUCCUCCUGCCGGCUGUCAUCAUCGUACUCAUAUACCUGAGCAGUAUUAUCUUCCAUCUUUAUAGACUUUAUAGGUUACGUGUUGUGGACGGUGUACAAAACGACUGGCGACACGCGGCCCGUCUCGCGGUGUGCGCCCUAUGGGACGCACAUGGUUGGCUGUGGCAUGGCUACGAAAUCAGAGGGCUCGAGAACAUUCCAGAAGGCCCGUUCCUCGUGAUCUACUACCACGGCGCGUUGCCGAUAGACAUGUACUACUUCACCGCGCGGAUGCUGCUGUUCAAACGACGGCACAUACACACCGUGGCCGACCGGUUCUUGUUCAAAAUACCAGGCUGGUCACAAUUAUUAGAAGGCCUGUGCGUGAUCCCAGGCACGGUGCAGACUUGCGCCGGAGUGCUGAGGAGCGGCAACCCGCUAGCCAUCUCACCUGGUGGGGUGUACGAAGCGCAGUUCGGAGACCACUACUACAGACUGUAUUGGAAGUCGAGGAUUGGAUUCGCGAAAGUCGCCCUCGAGGCUAAAGUGCCGAUAGUGCCGAUGUUCACGCAGAACGUGCGCGAGGCGUUCCGCACGGUGGGGUGGCUGCGCGGCGUGUGCCUGCGCGUGUACGCCGCCACGCGCGUGCCGCUGGCGCCCGUGUACGGCGGCUUCCCGGUCAAGCUCGUCACGCACCUCGGCGCGCCCGUGCUGCCCGAGCCCGGCAUGACGCCCGAGCAGCUGCAGCAGAAGGUGGCGACAUCCAUAGAAAAGCUGGUAGAAGAGCACCAAAGGGUGCCCGGGAGCAUCUUACUCGCUCUCAUAGAACGCGUCUACGAGUUACCCAAAAAGCAGAAGAAGCACACGCACACGAACGGCACGUGUCAGAACGGCGUGAAGAAAGAGACGGCGAAUAAUAUUAGUGACGAGUGCGACAGGGACAAAGCGAAGGUGUCGUAGUGUGCGUGCGGGUGCGGUUGGAACGCUAUUGGUCACGGGGUUUCUGCGCAGAUAAGUAUGGAAUUAUUAUUUUAUAUGAGCAUUGUUCGCGUUGUACAGAUUGCUCUGAAGUUGGUUGAAAGUGCGAAUAAAAUACAAGUUCGGUUGAAAUUGUCUCAUAUUUCUCUCUCUCAUGACUUUGUUGAAUUUUCCAAAAAGUCUAUCACAAUUGGGGAGAGCCUAUUGUCUGUGUAUGAUUUUAAAUUUUAAUAUUUUAGAAAUUAAAAUAAACUAUGACGUAACUGAGAUCAUGAAUAUUGGUGACCCCCAAUUGAACUUGUGUAUGGGAAGUUAUAAAACCAACCAAAAAUAGUAUUUAUUCAUUUUUAACUAAACUUACCGAUAAAUAACAUCGAAGUAUAGAAACAGAAUUAUUUAAUUGGGCUUAUAAAGAAUUUAUCUGCGCAGUUUUAUCCCCGUAACUAUUGAGUGGAAUCAACUGUAAGUGUGGCAUAUUGUAAUGCGUUUGCACAUUCGAGUUGGAGUUUUGUGACAACUAAGUUUUUAAAUGCAUUUUAAUGACAAGCCGAUUAUCGAAUAUUACAAAGUGUAUGAAUAUAAGAAACAUGAAUCAUGAUUUUUAUAAACGAUUAAUCAUAAUAUCACAAUGUUGAUGAACAAAUAAUAAGAACUGAUAAUUUUUAAAAACUUUAAAAAUUGACUAUCCAGUGAGGUGGUACUUAAUUUUUUAAUGUUUUUUUUUUUCAUUGAGUUCACGUGAAUGUAAAUUUACUUAAAAUAUAGCUUGAAUAAUAUUUUAUUUUUAAUAAAGUCCAAUGGUAUACCAGAUUAAUACAAGAUUUAGAUAGUUUUGUCGAUUUUUCAAUGUGUAGAAAUCAACUGACUAAUUGUGUCAUAAUAUAUAUUAUGUAAUGCAUAUGAGAUUAGUUCUACGUGUAUUAUAGUUGUAAAAUGAUGCCAAUUUUGAAACAAUAUUUAUUAUAUAAGUUUUAUAUGUUAUUCAAUAUAGGAGAUUAAAAUUAUACAAAUAAAAACCUACUAUAUAUUUUUUUCUAAUUAGGUUUUGAAUCAUGCCAGUGUGUAAGUAUAUAAUAAUUAAUAUUUAUUCCAUAUUUAAAAUGUAUUUUAUGGUGUUGCUAUAUAAAAUAUAUUAAUAGAUAUUGCACUGCCAACAUUGAAGAAAAGUUUUUCUAAAGCUUAAAAAUGUACAUUUAUAAAAUUAAUGAUGAAUAUCGAAAUUUAUAUCAGUAAUUAUAAAAGAGAUUUUAUUUGUGUAGUACAAGGUUGCAUUUAGUUUUGUUAAAAUAACGCCAAUUCCAAAAUUCGAUGCGUUUAAAAUACUUCGAAAGUAUUGUAAAGCUGAGUUUACACUAGAGUUACAUCCUGUUCAACCCCAAGUGUAUAUUCAGCUUAAGAGAUAUAGUAGCAGUGAGAAAAUAAUUUAUUUCAAAGGCGAUGGAACGAAAGGUAUGAGUGCAAAUUAGUUAAGUUUAUUACAUAUAUACUGAAGCGGUACUUGGAAGAUAAUAAAAAUGUUUACAUUGCUAUUAUUUGUAUAUGUGGCUCUGAUAUAGGUUGCUAGCCCGUUUUCAGAAGAAUUCGGUGUAUUUAUAAACAUGCUAUAGUGGUUAUUUGUAAAAUACCAAAAUGUAUCCAAAGAUCGAAAAUCAAUUAAAAGCGGACAACGCAUUUGCAUAUGACCUUCCCUUGCAUAUGUUUACGGGUGACCGCAUUCCAUGCGCUCGGCUCGAUUGCCGCUCUAACAUUAAAAAUGUAAGAGUAUUAAAAUGAUUAUUAAGUCUACUUAAGAUUUUGGUACGUUACAAAUAACACUACGAUAAUUUCCUUUAUGAUAUAAUUUCUAUGUAUAUCUUAUACUUAGCAUUAAGUCUUUAAAUAUAUCACUUGUAUUCACUAGACUUGUUUACAAAUGAAUUACUCGUGCUAAGAAAAUAAAUAUAUUUUCAAUGUG
Molecule: messenger RNA, 3233 nt
Organism: Zerene cesonia (dogface butterfly)
Lineage: Eukaryota; Metazoa; Arthropoda; Insecta; Lepidoptera; Pieridae
Product: transmembrane protein 68
Exons: 7
Coding region: 200-1261 (353 amino acids)
Cellular component (GO): membrane
Molecular function (GO): acyltransferase activity
Source: RefSeq, a predicted model, not a curated record